This is a messenger RNA of Nylanderia fulva, 1607 nucleotides long. RefSeq lists its product as uncharacterized. The record is from RefSeq and is a predicted model, not a curated record. NCBI's taxonomy places the organism in Eukaryota, Metazoa, Arthropoda, Insecta, Hymenoptera, Formicidae. Gene Ontology annotation, cellular component: cytoplasm.
CAGAGUGAGGACUCGCGUCUUGAUUUCUCCGAAACAUUUGUCCUCGCGUUCGCGUCGUUCUUUGACAGAUAACAGCUGUUUACAGCCGUGAGUGCGCACGUGGUCGCUUUUCGGGGAUUCGUCUCGCGAAUUCGCGGAUUUAACAAAGUAAUAUCUAAUUGUUAAAUCCGCGAAUGUGUUAGAUCCGGGAAUCAAUUCCGGAAAGAACGAACCUUCGAAAUUGUCGUUCCUAGUGAUUUUACUCGAUUUUUUUUAGUGAUUUUCGGUGAAACCUACGUUUCGACCACAGUAUUGGCCCCUCAUCAGGCUACAAUAGAUAAAUCACAAGACUAAAGUUAUAUAAAAAUUGUGACAGAUUCAAAAAACAAUGUUGAAUAAACUAACAUUAAAUUUAUAUUCUACGCGGAUAUAAAUUUAAUUAAUUUUACAUAAGGUUUCGACGAACUUUCUGCCAAGUAUUCCUCGGGAUCAAGCUUUUGGAGCAGAAUUUCGGGACGAAAAACUCUUCGUGAAUCUUCCGAGGAAUCAUGCGAGGCAACAUGGCGAGCCCCAAGCAAUCCGCGAACACGAGAAGCAACGAAGGACACAGGAGGGUCUGUCAAGAACACGCCGAAGAGGACUGUCCGAGCGAGAACGAGCGCGAGUUCGAGUCGCUGGAAUACGAGGAGGACGUUUAUUACUCGAAGCUGACGACGACGCCGAGCUUCGACGACAUCGACGAGCUCGAUGACGAUGAGGUGGACGAACUGGUGAUCCACUGCUGGCGCGAUUCGAACGGCGAGAUCGACGAGAUUGUCGUCGACGACGGCAACCUGGAGGCGGAACUUCCGCCGGAAGCGGGCUCGCACGACGGAAGAGCCAAGAAGAAGAAGAGGAGAUCGAUCCGCGUGAUCUUCCAGGACCUCUCGAAGCCCUACCUCGCCAAGAUUAGCAACAGUCAGAACUACAAGAGGUUCCUGGAGCUGGUAAAAGGAGAAGACGCCUCGCUUCACUCGGCUGGAUCUCUAUCGCCCUCGGAUAGUGUAACAAACGAGCUUCAAGGACUCACCUUGGAGGAGCAAGAAGAACGUAAAGCUGAAUGGAGCGCUCAAUUAGCUAAAGUCGAAGAGGAAAUACAGACUUUGAGACACGUCCUCGCUAACAAGAUCAAGGUUUCGCAGGAUCUGAAGAGGAAGCUGGGUAUCAGCGUUUGGAAAGAGCUCACCGACGAUGUUAAUCAGGGUCUCAAAAAUGUCAAGGAAAGCCACGUUUAUCAGAAUGUCGGCGAGACACUCGGUCGUAUAACCAGGACAGUCUCCGGGAACAAUUUAUACCAAAAAACAGAAUCUGUACUCAAGUCCACAGCUGAAAAGACAACCAGUAUCCUGGGUGGAUUUGGUAGUGGCAUUUCCAUGAAACUAGGCCAGAUGCGCAAUUCCGACAGCUUCCGGUCCUUAGAGGAGAGAGUUGGAUCCGCUUGCGAGAACAUUAAGACGAAAGUUGUGCCUUCGAGAUCCACCUCGCCGCAGAGCUUCGACGAGGCUCUCCGGGAAUCCGAAGCAAUGAGGCGUGCAUCUGCGGCUCCGUCGGUCACCAGCCCGAAUCCUGAGGACAAACUGCUCUCUUAG